AUGAAUGUCCUCAAACUGCAGAGGAAAUUUCCUCAGUUCCAGCAGAGCGAGAUCUUCGGGUUAAGCGACGCUUUCCGCAAGCUCGACAUUGACGAAAAGGGUUAUAUCGACGAGGCUACCGCUAUCAAGGCCACGCAGGCCAGCGAGCGCCAACCCUACGAUGUCGUUCGCCAGGCCCUGAAGGACGUCGAGCUCGACUCCUCCAGGCGAGUCGAGCUGGAAGACUAUGUCGGCCUUGUUGCGAAACUCCGCGACGCCCCCUCUCCGACCCAGCUACGAGUUCCUGGUAGCGCCGGCACGCCAACGUCGCCGACCGCCGUUAUAGCCCAAAGGACCGGCGGCCAUGCGUCAAAGGGCAGCAUUGGCGGCGGCGGCAGCGGCAAGAUCCACGUGCAGGGCUCGAAUGCCAACAUCACCCACACCAUCAACGAGGAUGAGCGCACCGAGUUUACCCGCCAUAUCAAUGCUGUCCUCGCUGGCGAUACCGACAUCGGAAACCGCCUGCCCUUCCCGACCGACACCUUUGAGAUGUUUGACGAGUGCAAGGAUGGCUUGGUUCUGGCAAAGCUCAUCAACGACAGCGUCCCCGACACUAUCGAUGAGCGUGUCUUGAACGUGCCCGGCAGGAAGACCAAGACCCUCAACGCCUUCCAGAUGUCUGAGAACAACAACAUCGUAAUUGAGUCGGCAAAGGGUAUAGGCUGCUCGGUCGUCAACAUUGGCAGCGGGGAUCUCAUCGAGGUCCGAGAGCAUCUCAUUCUUGGCUUGAUUUGGCAGAUUAUCCGCCGAGGUCUGCUUGGCAAGAUCGACAUCAAGCUUCAUCCCGAACUCUACCGCCUGCUCGAGGAGGACGAGACCCUGGAGCAGUUCCUGCGGCUUCCCCCUGAGCAAAUCCUCCUUCGUUGGUUCAACUACCACCUCAAGGCUGCCAACUGGCCGAGACGGGUCCAGAAUUUCUCGGGCGACGUCAAAGAUGCCGAGAACUACACGGUUUUGUUGGCGCAGAUCGGAUCCGAGUAUGGUUGCACGCGUGCCCCGUUGCAGACGCGCGAUCUCCACCAGCGGGCCGAAGAAGUCCUCCAGAAUGCCGACAGGCUCGGCUGCCGAAAAUUCCUGACACCCUCAUCGCUCGUUGCCGGAAAUCCCAAGCUCAACCUCGCCUUUGUGGCCAACUUGUUCAACACACACCCUGCUCUCGACCCCAUUACCGAGGAGGAGAAGCUCGAGGUGGAGGAUUUCGACGCCGAGGGAGAGCGCGAGGCCCGUGUCUUCACCCUUUGGCUCAACAGCCUGGACGUGCAGCCGGCAGUCCAGUCCUUCUUCGACGACCUCCGCGACGGCACCAUACUGCUGCAGGCAUAUGACAAGGUUAUCCCAGGGUCUGUCAACUGGCGGCACGUCAACAAGGCCCCAGCCAAUGGCAGCGAGCUGAUGCGGUUCAAGGCCGUGGAAAAUACUAACUACGUCAUCGAGCUUGGGAAGCAGAUCGGGUUCUCGCUCGUCGGCAUCCAAGGCGCCGACAUCACGGACGGUCAGCGCACGCUUACGCUAGGUCUAGUGUGGCAGCUGAUGCGCAAGGACAUCACGGUCACGCUGAAGGGGCUAGCGCAGCGGCUGGGCAAGCGCGAGAUCACCGACGCCGAGAUGGUGCGGUGGGCCAACGAUAUGGCCCGCAAGGGUGGCCGCAAUUCAAGCAUCCGCUCGUUCAAGGACCCGUCCAUCGGCACCGGCAUCUUCCUCCUCGACGUCCUCAACGGCAUGAAGAGCAGCUACGUGGACUACGACCUCGUCACACCCGGCCGCAAUGACGAGGAGUCGUACCUAAACGCGAAGCUCAGUAUCAGCAUUGCUCGAAAGCUCGGCGCGACCAUCUGGCUGGUGCCUGAGGACAUUUGCCAAGUCCGCAGCCGUCUGGUGACAACCUUUAUCGGCUCACUAAUGGCGACGUACGAGAAAAUGUAG
Lasiosphaeria miniovina is the source of this 1962-nucleotide messenger RNA. RefSeq names its product CH domain-containing protein. Gene Ontology annotation, cellular component: actin filament; actin filament bundle; cytoplasm. The transcript is spliced from 4 exons. The record is from RefSeq and is a predicted model, not a curated record. Lineage: Eukaryota; Fungi; Ascomycota; Sordariomycetes; Sordariales; Lasiosphaeriaceae. Gene Ontology annotation, molecular function: actin filament binding. Gene Ontology annotation, biological process: actin filament network formation; actin filament bundle assembly. The coding region runs from base 1 to 1962 and encodes 653 amino acids.